GGCGGUCGUGCCGGCCACGUCAUCGUCAGGCUAGGCUCGCCAGCCAGGCAGUGGAUGGUGGGAGCCAAGAUGGCGGCCGCCGCAGCAGCAGCCAGUAUCCGAGAGAGACAAACAGUGGCUUUGAAGCGUAUGUUGAAUUUUAAUGUGCCUCAUGUUAAAAAUAGCACUGGAGAACCAGUAUGGAAGGUGCUCAUUUAUGACAGAUUUGGCCAAGAUAUCAUCUCCCCUUUGCUAUCUGUGAAGGAGCUGAGAGACAUGGGAAUAACUCUGCAUCUGCUUUUGCACUCUGAUCGAGAUCCUAUUCCAGAUGUUCCCGCAGUGUACUUUGUAAUGCCAACUGAAGAAAAUAUUGACAGAAUGUGUCAGGAUCUUCGAAAUCAACUCUAUGAAUCAUAUUAUUUAAAUUUUAUUUCUGCUAUUUCAAGAAGUAAACUGGAAGAUAUUGCAAAUGCAGCAUUAGCGGCUAGUGCAGUAACACAAGUAGCCAAGGUUUUUGAUCAGUAUCUCAAUUUUAUUACUUUGGAAGAUGACAUGUUUGUAUUAUGUAAUCAAAAUAAGGAACUUGUUUCAUAUCGUGCCAUUAACAGACCAGAUAUCACAGACACGGAAAUGGAAACUGUUAUGGACACUAUUGUUGACAGCCUCUUUUGUUUUUUUGUUACACUGGGUGCUGUCCCUAUAAUCAGAUGUUCAAGGGGAACAGCAGCAGAAAUGGUAGCAGUGAAACUGGAUAAGAAACUUCGGGAAAAUCUGAGAGAUGCAAGAAACAGUCUUUUUACAGGUGACACACUUGGAGCUGGCCAAUUCAGCUUCCAAAGGCCCUUAUUAGUCCUUAUUGACAGAAACAUAGAUUUGGCAACUCCUUUACACCAUACUUGGACAUAUCAAGCGUUGGUGCAUGAUGUACUGGAUUUCCACUUGAACAGAGUUAACUUGGAAGAGUCUUUGGGAACGGAGAAUUCUCCAGCUGGUGCUAGACCAAAGAGAAAAAACAAGAAGUCUUAUGAUUUAACUCCUGUUGAUAAAUUUUGGCAGAAACAUAAAGGAAGUCCAUUCCCAGAAGUUGCAGAAUCAGUUCAGCAAGAACUAGAGUCUUACAGAGCACAGGAAGAUGAGGUUAAACGACUUAAAAGCAUUAUGGGACUAGAAGGCGAAGAUGAAGGAGCCAUAAGUAUGCUUUCUGACAAUACUGCUAAGCUAACAUCAGCUGUUAGCUCUUUGCCAGAACUCCUUGAAAAAAAAAGACUUAUUGAUCUCCAUACAAAUGUUGCCACCGCUGUUUUAGAACAUAUAAAGGCAAGAAAACUGGAUGUAUAUUUUGAAUAUGAAGAAAAAAUAAUGAGCAAAACGACUCUGGAUAAAUCUCUUCUAGAUAUAAUAUCAGACCCUGAUGCAGGAACUCCAGAAGAUAAAAUGAGGCUGUUUCUUAUCUAUUACAUAAGUGCACAGCAAGCACCUUCUGAGGCUGAUUUGGAGCAGUACAAAAAAGCUUUAACUGACGCAGGAUGCAACCUUAAUCCCUUACAAUAUAUCAAACAGUGGAAGGCUUUUGCCAAGAUGGCUUCAGCUCCCACCAGCUAUGGCAACACCACCACUAAGCCAAUGGGCCUCUUGUCACGAGUCAUGAAUACAGGAUCACAGUUUGUGAUGGAAGGAGUGAAGAACCUGGUAUUGAAACAGCAAAAUCUACCUGUUACUCGUAUUUUAGACAAUCUCAUGGAGAUGAAGUCAAACCCUGAAACUGAUGACUAUAGGUAUUUUGAUCCCAAAAUGCUACGGGGCAAUGACAGCUCAGUUCCAAGAAACAAAAAUCCAUUCCAAGAGGCAAUUGUUUUUGUGGUGGGAGGAGGCAACUACAUUGAAUAUCAAAAUCUGGUUGACUACAUAAAGGGGAAACAAGGCAAGCAUAUUUUAUAUGGCUGCAGUGAACUUUUUAAUGCUACACAGUUCAUAAAACAGCUGUCACAACUUGGACAAAAAUAGCACAGAAGAACCAUAACAAGAGAAUCUAUUUAGAACUUGAAUAAAUGUAAAAAGUCUAAAGAGCCAGAUAUUUCCUUCUCCAUAUCAAUGUCCUAAUGGUGAAACUUAGAGGUAUUUGUUAAUUUUUAAGGAAAUUCUAUACUUAAUAUAAUGUAUACUGAUUAAAAAAAUAAAGCAUUUCAGAAAUAUAUUUUAACAUUGUAGAACAUCUGUUAUGUUUUACAAAUGAGAAUGAAAGUACUUUGGAAGGAAGGAAAGCUCUGCUGAAGAUAAUGUUAAAAUAUUAAUAUAAUAACCAAUGUAUUAGAUUGAAACUAGUGAAACUUUAAGAAUAUAUGUCUUAUUUGAUCGGUU
Messenger RNA from Cervus elaphus (red deer), 2337 nucleotides. RefSeq names its product sec1 family domain containing 1 (gene SCFD1). The transcript is spliced from 25 exons. Bases 55 to 1983 code for a protein of 642 amino acids. The record is from RefSeq and is a predicted model, not a curated record. Lineage: Eukaryota; Metazoa; Chordata; Mammalia; Artiodactyla; Cervidae. Gene Ontology annotation, cellular component: cytosol; Golgi membrane. Gene Ontology annotation, biological process: intracellular protein transport; endoplasmic reticulum to Golgi vesicle-mediated transport. Gene Ontology annotation, molecular function: syntaxin binding.